CGGGCCAAAAAUGGUUGGACGGAAGGCAAUAAACAAAGGGCCAGACUCCAAACAUCGAGAUUCAAUGGCGCCUUCUUUCUCCUCAACUGUUCCCAUUUAUUCUUCGACUCUUUCUCCUCAUCACACCCCAUGGAAGACUGCAAAUUCCUCUAUCCUAGUCAAGCUCGACAGUAAACCAUCUCUCCUUUGCUGUUCCUCUAAGAAGAAAACCAGCUUCAUAGAUCAAAUUCUAGAUUACAUCGAAGGAGGACCCAAGUUAAGGAAGUGGUAUGGAGCACCUGAUCUACUCCCCAAAGAUGGGGUCCUUGCGGAUGAGGAGGAUGAAUAUGCAGGAGUAGAAGAAACUAGAGAUGCAGUCUUGGUGACAGAUGGAGAUAGCGAAAUUGGCCAAAUGGUAAUACUGUCAUUAAUUGUCAAAAGGGUUCGAGUCAAGGCCCUUGUGAAGGAUAAGCGGGCAGCUAUUGAAGCUUUUGGAACAUAUGUUGAGUCAAUAUCCGGAGAUGCAAGUAACAAGGCAGUCUUCAAGAAGGCUUUGAGAGGUGUUCGUGCAAUAAUAUGCCCAAAUGAUGGUUUCUUAUCUAAUGUUGGGAGCGUGAAAGGGGUAGAACAUAUAGUUCUAUUAUCUCAGUUGGCUGCUUAUAGGAGUAGCAGUGGUAUCCAAGCUCUCAUGACUGGUAACAUGAGAAAAUUGGCUGAGCAAGAUGAAUCAGUGGUUGUUGCUUCAGGCAUCCCGUACACCAUCAUCAGAGCAGGCUUGUUGCAAAAUUCUCCUGGUGGUGUACAAGGUUUUAGUUUUAAAGAGGGUAGUGCAGCACAAGGAAGAUUAAGUAAAGAAGAUGCUGCCUUUAUUUGUGUGGAGGCUCUUGAUGCAGUCCCACAGAGAGGACUCAUCUUUGAGGUGGCAAAUGGAGAAGAAAAGGUUUCAGACUGGAAACAGUGCUUUGCCACUCUGAUCGAAAAAGCUGAGCAGCAACCACUUCAGUGACCACACACAAACAAAUCCCUGAAUAUGAGUUGCUCAUCUAAGCCUUGGCACCGCUAGUCUCCAAUUGAUAUCGUCUGUGAGAAAGUCCAUUCCACAUGUUAAACAUUUUUCUUUUGAUGAAGAUUUCAUUGUAAACUUCUAUUUAAGCAUUUUUCUUUUGAUCAACAACAGUGAAAAAUGAUUUUAUCAUUUUAUUGAUGAAAUGUGAAAAGAUAUGUGAAAAAACAAAUUCCCCGCCCUGCAAAGAGAUGGGGAAGAAGGGGCGUGCAAAGGUUUUUACUAAUACAUUACAACUGCAUUCUGAUUCUUGGGCCUAGUUCCCUGCCUAUGCAAGUUCCCUGGUUGAUAAUUGUAAUUUCAUCUCUUAAAGAACAGCUUUUGAUGAAAUUUUCA
Molecule: messenger RNA, 1378 nt
Organism: Nelumbo nucifera (sacred lotus)
Lineage: Eukaryota; Viridiplantae; Streptophyta; Magnoliopsida; Proteales; Nelumbonaceae
Product: NAD(P)-binding Rossmann-fold superfamily protein
Cellular component (GO): chloroplast
Source: RefSeq, a predicted model, not a curated record